AUGAAUACUGAGGCCGACUUCGAGUGGAACAAGAUGCAUCAUUCUCCACCUUCUAGAUAUUCAAUAUAUCUCAAAGAAGAGAUAACCUUCUUGAAGGGCCAUUGGCCAGGGAAAAGCGAAUGGGUCGCACUUGCCCAGCAGCGUGAGGUGGCUGAGGGAACGGCACGUGAAGUCAGUUCCCUAAAGCAUGGACUUGCCACCCAGGAAGCGCAGAUGGGCGAGCUGCGUGAAACCAACGCCAAGAUUGCCGGUGACCUACAGGUCACGAAGGAAGCACGAGACAAGCUUACCACCGAGCUGGAGCAAGAAACAGCACAGGUGGUCAAGUACGUGCAGAAGAAGGAUUGGUACUCACGUACCAACAAGGACCUCAAGGCCAAGUACGAGAGCUUACUGGCCGAGAAUGAGGAACUUGUGAGGGGUCGCGAGAACCUUAUGGAGAUGACGCCAACUCUGAGCAAUUCGACUCCGACGCCCUCAACAGGAUCGAGGUACAGAACUAUUAGACAGCGGAGGCGUCUGAGAUCAUUUUACAUAAAGUCCCACUCAUCCCCGUAG
Molecule: messenger RNA, 558 nt
Organism: Penicillium coprophilum
Lineage: Eukaryota; Fungi; Ascomycota; Eurotiomycetes; Eurotiales; Aspergillaceae
Exons: 2
Coding region: 1-558 (185 amino acids)
Source: RefSeq, a predicted model, not a curated record